AUGGAGCAGCAGCCCGCCAUGUCUUGGCCCGAACAGUUACAGGAGAAUCCCCUCAUUGCCCCUCCAGGAGACGAUGAGUUCUCCAACUUCCUGGAGUUCAAUAUGCACUUCCCCGAUCUUGAGGGGCACGGGCCAGGGCAAUCACAGGAACAUUCACAUUCUCUGCAACAACAACAUGCCCUUGUUACUCCUACCACUUCCGCUCCCGAGAUCACCUCCGACCCGCGAUCACAUCCAUUUACAGCUAUGGAGGGACUGGCUAUGGAUUUCACCGGUCAUCCUGCCAUGUCGCAGCCGCAGUCACAGUCGCACGCACAUCCCGGUCCCAUACCUUACUCAACUCCCAACAUGACCCCCGGUUUCUGUGCCCAGGAUGCUUCAUCACUCCCUUCGGCAAAUCACUCCUACAUGCAGGGACAACAGAUCAUUCCUCCGACCCCCAAUAGUAUGGAGUUGCAUGGCAAUGCCGCCCGGUACUCCCACCGGGACGACCAUUCGGAGAUGUACGACCGGUACUCACGUAUCAAUGAGGAACAGGCACUUUACACUCCGCUAGUAUCUCCAGCCAUGACUCCACUGGAGAGCCAAUUCCGCCUGCCGGAAUAUACGAUACCAGGAGAAUACUUCACUCCCCUCACUUCACCUGCCCUCGAGGCACAAAAUUCCAACAGUUCAAAUGACGCCUAUGCAUACCAUGCUCGCCAGGUAUCAGAUGUGGGAUUUGUUCCGUCAAGUGCAGAGGUCAAUUUCCUCCCAGGAUCCUCUAUGCCACCGUCUCCUAGUAUCAUCCGCAAGACCAACCGCCGGCGGGGGUCGACUGCUGCUUCUUCGAGGAUUCCCGGGGGCAGGAGUAAGGUCAAACAAUCGCCUUCACUCCGUGCGCAGAACCAGCGUACCAAGGGGAAGUCGACACCAACCUCGGAGGAAUUCUAUAACAGCCUACAGCAUGAAAUGGCCCGGCCGCAAAAUCACGAUGUGCGCUCUCUGCAAGUGAGCAGUACUGAAGGUUCCGGCCAGGAUUCAGUUUCGCCAGAGCCCUUGUCCGAACCUCUGAUGCCCCCGCCAGCUCUGCCAGCGCCCCGAAGAUCUCCCGUCAUGACAGCACAACCGCCGCAGUCUCCCGGAACCGCCGCCACUCCGGCAACCCUGAUGCGCAUUCAACGCUCGCAGCAUGCGCUAGAAUCCUCAGGACAGUUCGGCGGAGCGCAAUUGGAAAGCCAUGACGAACUCAUGGAGGACAUAUCUCUUCCGGAGGCGGCCGCGCCUGCUUUGCAGCCACGCCCUCAAGUCAAUCGCAUCGACACGAGUAUCCGCAUGAGCGCAUCCAGCACGAGUGCAUCCAGCCCGGCAAUCUCUGCCAAAUUCACCCCCAUGUUAGAUCCCCGGUCCGCUGCAACAGACCGAACGGGGUCUAUCGCCUUGAGCCCACGUACAAUGGCCAUGCCAUCGCCCAGUGGCCCAGUACCGAAACGAUCAGACCCGUCCCGAUCAUCGAUCUCCAGUCGUAAGCGACCCAGCGUGAGCUCCACACACGCAAGCCCUCAAUUGCGGCCGAAGAUUAGUCCCAGCAUCCAGCCGAUGAUACGUAGUAGCGAUAGUCUGACCCAAGACGCAAUCUACCUCGCCUCCAAAUCAAACUACCAGCACAUUCUAGACGGGACAUUACCCUCAGGCGUCUCCUACCCCGAAACACUCGCCGAGAACCUAAGCUCGAAACGCACAAACCACAAACUCGCCGAGCAAGGGCGUCGCAACCGAAUCAACAACGCCCUCAAGGAAAUCGAGGCAUUGAUCCCGCCGGAAUUUGUCCAAGCCAAACAGGCCAAAGAGGCCGCUUUAUCCGGCAUCAAGCCAAGUGACAAGGAGAAGGAGAAGGAAAAGUCAGCCAACCAAGCCAUCAGCAAAGCCAGUGCCGUCGAAAUGGCCAUCGAUUACAUCAAGGCUUUGAAACUCACCCUCGAGCAAACGACUACGAAACUGGUCGCCGCUGAAGCGAAGCUGGCUAGCAGUGCUUCCCCCGUCGAUGCCAGUGCCAAUGAUACCCCUUCGGACAGCACUACCACCCCGGCAGCCGAGUCGAAUGCUGCCGGUCCAGUCUCAGAAACGAACGGCUCGUGCUCAACCUGA
Molecule: messenger RNA, 2127 nt
Organism: Penicillium manginii
Lineage: Eukaryota; Fungi; Ascomycota; Eurotiomycetes; Eurotiales; Aspergillaceae
Product: phosphate-sensing transcription factor PHO4
Exons: 3
Coding region: 1-2127 (708 amino acids)
Molecular function (GO): protein dimerization activity
Source: RefSeq, a predicted model, not a curated record